Molecule: messenger RNA, 2208 nt
Organism: Amoebophrya sp. A25
Lineage: Eukaryota; Dinophyceae; Syndiniales; Amoebophryaceae
Source: the annotation of a GenBank genome assembly
AGAAUCAGAUUUGGAGUCACCCAGGUAGUUUUUGUGGCCCGCCUUCAAACUCCCCUUUCCAGCUUCGGCUCCCCGCCAAUGUGUUUGAAAGAAAAUAAGGAGCACUAGUACUAGUACUUCUUGAAGAACAAGAAGUUCCUUCGUGUUUGAAAAAAUGAAAACGAAACAAUAUUAAAUAAUUAUCCUUUGUCCCCCGUUCGGCCUGCCCCCGGUUCAGCAGAAAUAGAAGAUGCGCCAAGUACGUGCUGAGUAUAUUCUGCUUCGCAGCAUGUUCUCAUCAAUCGUCCUCGCCUUUGAGUAAACCCUCACGCUUUCAACUACAAGUGGCCCCUCGAGAAGGAUUUUUACACGACCAGCAUUGACACAUUUUUGCUCUUGGAAAACAUCAGACACGAAGAACCAAACCGGACGAUGACCAGACUGGAGGAAAUGCAACCCCUUGAAAGCAGUGCGGCGAUUGGAAUUGGGCAUGACUCUCUAGAUUUCGCCGAAGACCUCGAAGGACAGCACGAAGAGCGCGGAAGCAGAACCCGGCAAGAUGUUCUUACUCGUAUGGAAAUGAAAUAACUUUCUUUUUCAUAAACCCCCAAAGCCCAAGUAUGAUGUAUUUUCAUUUACCCCCAGAACGCCUCAACAUCCGACGACCCUCCAAAGUUCGAUAUGGGAAAGGAGAUCUUCCCGAGCUCUAUAGUGUGGUGCAGUCUGUGUGGGAUCACGUGGUUCUUACCUAUGGUCGGUCAUAUGGGCAUAACAGACGAAAGCGGGGAAAUCUAUGAAUUCUUAGGUCUAGGAGCAACGAAAUCGGGAGGCCUUGCGUUCGGACCGGUUUUGAGGUACUUUGAUGGAGGACGAAGAGAUCAAUACAUUCGGAGUAAUAUUUUUGUAGUUCAUCUACAUCUACAAUUACAUCUACUGCUCUACGAAGAAAAUCGAAGUCCGCGAUGUUGAUUUAGAGGAAUAGGAGCAGCUCUAUAAGAUAAGAGGAAGCUUGUGACUCUGCAAGAUACAUAUUUAUUGUUUUUUGUCUUCUGAACAAGCGAAAGAGUUUCUUGAAUUCGAAGGCCCCCAAGGAAAUUGUUUGUUCUUGGUUUGCGUCUCUCUCUCUCUCUCUCUCAUUACUCCAGGUACAUCCCGCUGAAUCGGAGACCUUCUUCUAGGGAAUCAGAAGACAAAAGAAAGAUGAGAUGGAACGACGCGGUAGCCCUUGGAAACCGCCAAUGUCGAGGAAGGGGACACAAAUGCCUGUUUGACAAUUGUCUUAUGAAGCAGGGAUACGAUAAUUGAGUGACUCUUGUCUUCUGGGUCGUCUUCUAGUAAAGAAGUCAGUGUUUUUAUUUUUAAGGUGAUGACAAAUAUUAAUAAGAUUCAGAUAGAUCCAGGAGGUCCAUCUAAUAGGGUUUGAGGCAUUGUUGCCAUUGGGCAAAAUUGAAGAUUUUUCGCGUCUAAGAUCAAGAUGAUGUUGUCCCAACAUUUCCGCUAUCUCCUAGGCAUCUUCAUAGACAUAGAGUACAAAAAUCCUAACAUCUUCACGAUGAUCUGCUCCCCAUUUCAUACUCCACACAUACGUCGCGGACGUGCUGAAUAAUAUGGAAUACGCGAACUUCGGCAAGUGGAAUAGCGUCAUUCUGGCGAUGUGGGUAUUUUUUUGUGGAAAAUAUACCAGUCUUCCAGCUGUAGUACUCCACUGGCUGCCGUUUUUCAUCAUCGCUACGGGCAUCGUGAUCUGGCAUCACUGAGAUGAAUAGUUGGAAAAAGGAGGGGUAAGACUUCACUGAAGAAAAAGGAAAAGUGAGCAGUGGUCGCAAAGAAGUAGUCUAAAUUAAAGUCCUUCAUGGAAGGCAAUGCAAACGCCUCAUGCUAGGCGCAUUCAUUCAUUCACUCAUUCACUGAGAUGAAUAGUUGGAAAAAGGAGGGGUGAGACUUUCUGAUCCUGGAGGUGGUACUUUAAAUUCUCAUAUUCAAAGGAUGACACCCGGUCAUACUAAGCGUGGAGACAGGAUAAGCCAAGCUUUUCGAUGGAGUUUUAGUCUUAAUAAAGACCUGAAAAAAAAUCCUGAGGCCUUCAGAAACUACCAAAUACCUGCAUCACAACUUCUACAAUGCCGAUGCCGUGCAACGCUUUCGCUUCUAACGGUCUCAGUUAUUAUUAAUGCUCAUCACGUUUUCUUGACAUGAUCUUCUAACCAUGGCUGCUUAGGCUUGGUCAAU